This is a messenger RNA of Octopus sinensis (East Asian common octopus), 543 nucleotides long. RefSeq lists its product as uncharacterized. The transcript has a single exon. NCBI's taxonomy places the organism in Eukaryota, Metazoa, Mollusca, Cephalopoda, Octopoda, Octopodidae. Bases 1 to 543 code for a protein of 180 amino acids. The record is from RefSeq and is a predicted model, not a curated record.
AUGAGAGCGCGCUUCCAUGAGGACCCAUUGUCAGAAGAUUUUGUGAGGAACAAUCUCCUUCUUGGCAAUGGUGAAGUUACAGAAGAUGGAAAUGAAGAUGUUGACAUAAGUUACAUUUGCACAAUAGCCAGUACUAUUCAGAGUCUUCAUGACCAGGUCUUCUCAGACCUAGAAGUCCACAGCAGAGAUCUAGAUUGGCUUUGCCAAAGAGCCAUUUUGGCUCCUAAAAACGUUGCGGUCAAUGCAACCAACAGCUUUUUACUGGGUUUGCCUGAGGACGUGAGAGUCUAUAAGUCAGUAGACACCAUCCCCAAUCAGGAUGAGGUAGUUGAUUAUUCCACUGAAUUUUUGAAUUCCUUGGAACCUUCAGGUGUACCUCCACAUAUUCGUACUCUUAAAGCAGAUAGCCCUGUUAUGCUCAUAAGGAAUUUAAAUCCACCGACGUUGUGCAACGGUACACGCCUUGUUAUCACAAAAUUAUUUCCUAAUAUUGCAACGAUUAUGACCGUCUGUGGUAAAGGUCAAGACGUCUUCAUACUGUGA